AUGGUUUCGACGCAGGCGGCUGUUUUGGCGGGCAGCCCAGCGGCGGGGGCUGCCUUCGGUGCCAUUUCGGCGGCUAUCGAGAUGGGCGUCUCGACCAAGUGCUUGACGUCGCUCGUGGCUGCUGCAGUUCGAGGCGCAGUUCAAGGCGCCGCGGCUACGGCGGCCGCAGAGGACAAGAUCGACCCGCUCGACGAGGUGCAGGCUGUCGUCAACCUCGUGGGCGACAUCGCGGGCGUGGAACGGACGGUCAAGGACGCCAAGGAGGUCCUGUCUAGCCUGGGGGCUCCUGGCCGUGCCGUGGCGGGCAGGCUGGGGCGAGCCUCCAGGUACCGGAACGCGACUGCGCACCCGGCGUGCGCCGGCCUCGCCGCGGCGGCGGGCCAGGUCAUCGCCAGUGCCGGACCACAGUUGAAGCAGGGCCUGAUGAAGAAGAACUCGUCCAUCGAGAGUUCGACCGACGUGCCCGAGAGCGAGGACGGCGCCCUGGUCGGCUCGGUGGCGGCCGACAUCGAGGUGAAGCCGUUGAAGGAGCUGUCGAAGGGCACGGCCGAGACGGCUCAGCAGCUGCAGCAACAGUUCACGGACCUGCAGCUCAAGAUGGAGGAGGCUUCGAAACUGCUCGGCGUGUACCGCGUGCAGUCCGAGGACAGUAACAACCUACAGACUGAUGCGAAGGAGGCGGAGAAGGUCAUCGAGACCCUGACGGAGUACGAGCUUUGCCUCGUGGACUCGGCCAUGCAGAAUGCGCUCGAGAUCGGUUUGGAGUGUACGGACGAGCUGCGCAGCCAGUUCGUGGACAGGGUUCUCCAGGAGCGCUCGAGUUCGGCUACGUGAUCAGCAAGUGCGCGCUGAUCAACAGGUUUUUCUCCUUCCUCCAGGUCGGGGGAAUCUGGAGUGCCCCGCAUUCCUUUUCCCCUCAGGCGUGAGGCGGCCCGCCGACGGCCGCAGUUCCCCUUUUUGAAGAGGGUUAAAACUGAGGCCUCAGUUUUAACCCUCAAGCGGGCCAGGUCACCGAAGGCCAUGGCGCCGUUUGUGGACGUACGCUGUCCUUUCAUCUGAUC
Messenger RNA from Prorocentrum cordatum, 1061 nucleotides. Lineage: Eukaryota; Dinophyceae; Prorocentrales; Prorocentraceae. The record is from the annotation of a GenBank genome assembly.